UGUAACGGCUCUCCUCUCUCUAACCGACGGGGAGUUUCGCAGGCGGACGGGCGGCGCGGAAAACGCUGUGAAAUUGUGAAAAUGUAAGUUUUACUGGCCGGCGGACGGGAGUUUCCACCAGGAUGGAUGACUCGGUUACCGGAGCGGAGGACUAAUUUUCCCCGUUUUUAACUGAUUUUUAAUCCUCUCGGUGUGGGAUUGGGUGGCUGGAGGCGAGUCGCGGUCUGAGGCGAUGCUCCAGAGGAAGCCUUCAGCCCGCAGCAGGGUCGCGCUUCUGCCUGCCUCACUGUCAUGAGCUCCGGUGAGGGAGCCCCGCCAGCCCCGUGGCCGGAGCUCCACGCCCCGCCUCAGGGGGAGGCCGAGCAGGAGGCUGCCGGGCUCUCCGGAGCUCCGGAAACGCCGCGGGACUUCAGCUGCAGUGGAGGAGGAGGAGAGGUGGUGAGUGAGGAAGAUCACGGAGCAACUCUGCCGUACCCAUCCCUCGCCCCGGUGGUGCUUUUCUGUCUGCAACAGAGCACAAGACCCCGCAGCUGGUGCCUCGCACUUGUGUGCAGUCCCUGGUUUGAGCGAGUCAGCAUGUUGGUGAUUCUGCUCAAUUGCGUCACCCUCGGCAUGUUCCAGCCGUGCCAGGACCUGGAGUGCCACUCGGAGAAGUGCAGCAUACUGCAGGCAUUUGAUGACUUCAUCUUUGCGUUCUUUGCUGUGGAGAUGGUAGUGAAGAUGGUGGCCCUGGGGGUGUUUGGACCGAGGUGUUACCUUGGUGACACGUGGAACCGACUGGACCUCUUUAUCGUCAUGGCAGGGAUGUUGGAGUACUCUCUAGAUGGACACAACGUUAGCUUCUCUGCAAUCAGAACUGUCCGAGUUCUCAGACCUCUUCGGGCCAUCAACAGAGUGCCCAGUAUGCGCAUCUUGGUGACCUUGCUUUUGGAUACAUUGCCCAUGCUGGGGAAUGUUUUGCUGCUAUGUUUCUUUGUAUUCUUUAUCUUCGGGAUUGUUGGUGUACAGCUGUGGGCGGGGCUACUCAGGAACCGCUGUUUCCUAGAUGACAACGUGAGGACGAUGUACAAUUUUACUCAGUCACUCAGCCCUUACUACAGGCCCGACGACUCUGACGACUUCCCCUUCAUCUGCUCGACCAAUCGGGAAAACGGAAUGCUGCGCUGCUCCAGCGUCCCGCCGCGCAGAGUGGGAGGAGUCUACUGCCAGCUCAGUGCAGAUAAUAUCACUGACCACACCCCUAAAGAGGCCACCCAUAGUGGGUGUGUCAAUUGGAAUGCCUAUUACAACAACUGCAGGGCGAGCGAGCACAAUCCACACAAUGGAGCCAUCAACUUCGACAACAUAGGAUAUGCCUGGAUUGCCAUCUUUCAGGUCAUCACUUUGGAGGGAUGGGUGGAUAUCAUGUACUAUGUCAUGGAUGCGCAUUCCUUUUACAACUUCAUCUAUUUCAUCUUCCUCAUUAUUGUGGGCUCCUUUUUCAUGAUCAACCUGUGCCUGGUCGUCAUCGCAACACAAUUUUCAGAAACCAAGCAGCGUGAGAACCAGCUGAUGCGGGAGCAGCGGGCUCGUUUCCGCAGCAACGAGUCAACGCUAGCUAGCUUGACCGAGCCUGGCUCCUGCUACGAAGAGAUGAUCAAAUACCUGAGACACCUCUGCCGUAAGCUCGGUCGGCAGGUCAGCCAUGUCUACGGCCAAGUGCGACCUUGUCGGCGGGGCAAGGCCUCCAGCCCUGAAAACGGCACUACGGCCGGGGUGGGCACUAACAGGCCCUAUAGCAGCAGGGAGAAAUUUGAUCUGACUCGACACCUUAUACACCACCAUCACCAUCAACCCCACCACCUCCACAAUCAUCGCCAGCGUCACUGCAAUGGUAUGGAUGUGGGCACACUGGAAAUGAAGGCCCUUCAUUUGGGUGGUGAAGGUCAGGUUCUCAAACAGACUCCCCCUCUCCCCCUUGCUUUACCCCACAUAAAGGGUCUGAACUACCCAACCAUACUGCCCUCCGCACUUUUCACACACUCACGCACAAAUCCUGGCUGCGCGAGCAGGGUCAAGACCCCUGCAGCCAGCCACUCGCAAUACGACAGGACAGUCCACAGAGGGUUCCACGAUAGCUACAACAAAGCGCAGCCUGGUGUGUACCCAGAUGUGUGCUCAAGUGCGUGCAUAGAAGGCGGCGAUGGUCUGGCACCCGGCGAGCUUUCAGCAUGCCCGAUUUGCGCCCCUGAGGGCAGCGGCGUGACCUACAACUCUGACAGUGGCUCGGACAUGGAGAAGCAGAUGAGGGAGAACCCGACUGGGAACUGCUUCAGCGUGUGUGUGCAGUGUGUCAGGACAGUGCUGAGGAGGAUUGUGGACAGCAAGUACUUCAAUAGAGGGAUCAUGUUUGCAAUCCUCAUCAAUACACUCAGCAUGGGAGUGGAGUACCAUGAACAGCCGGCCGAGCUGACAGAUGUGUUGGAGAUCAGUAAUAUAGUCUUCACCAGCCUGUUUGCCCUAGAGAUGCUGCUGAAGCUGCUGGCCUGCGGUCUAUUUGGCUACAUCAGCAACCCCUACAACAUCUUUGAUUUGAUCAUUGUUAUCAUCAGUGUGUGGGAGAUCAUAGGGCAGGCGGACGGAGGUUUGUCGGUUCUGCGGACGUUUCGCCUUCUGAGGGUUCUAAAACUGGUGCGGUUCAUGCCAGCCCUACGCAGACAGCUGGUGGUCCUAAUGAAGACCAUGGACAACGUGGCCACUUUCUGCAUGCUGCUUAUGCUCUUCAUAUUCAUCUUCAGUAUACUGGGCAUGCAUCUGUUUGGGUGCAAGUUCACUCUGCGCUUGGAAAACGGGGACACCGUCUCUGACAGGAAGAAUUUUGACUCUCUCCUCUGGGCCAUUGUCACCGUGUUCCAGAUAUUGACACAGGAGGACUGGAACACAGUGUUAUAUAACGGCAUGGCCUCCACAUCUCCGUGGGCGGCCCUGUACUUCGUGGCUCUGAUGACCUUCGGCAAUUAUGUGCUCUUCAACCUGUUGGUGGCCAUUUUAGUGGAGGGCUUCCAGGCUGAGGGAGAUGCCAGCAGGUCAGAGAGUGAAGAUGAUGUGCUUUCCUCUGACUUUGAUGAAGAGGACAAACUGAGGGAGCUUUUAAACUCUGGGUCUGAGGUGAAAAUGCAGACACUGAUGCCAAUCUCUAACGGACAUUUGGAGCCCAGAGCAGCAAUGCCACCGCACAUCAUACACACCCACGCCACCGCCACGCCUAGGACUGAGGUCUCCCACAUUGACAGCCAGUCCCGGCGCAGCAGCAACGCCUCUAAUGAGCACCAUGACCAGAGAUCACUGACCAGUCUGUGGGGAAGUCGCCGUUCAAGCUGGAACAGUCUAGGCCACGCCCCCAGUCUGAAAAGACGUGGUCAGUCAGGGGAGCGUGAGUCACUUCUUUCGGGCGAGGGGCGGGACAGCUUGGAUGAUGACCAAUCAGAGGAGGGGAAGUCCAGCAGGACGGGAAGCCUGGGCGGAGUGUCUCGAUUUGAAUCGUUCGACAUGCCAGAACUGCUGCAGGUUCCGCCCAUGACACGCCCCUAUGUGGAGUGCAACGGCAGACUGGACGGGUCCUACCCUUCGACUCCAUACACACCUCAGCGACAGCCUUCACACACACAGACUGACGACGAUGAGGAAUUUGAAGAGAGCUGGUGUCUUAUCUUGAAGAGGGUUCUGGAGCCAUAUAAACCCCAGUGGUGCAGAGAUCACGAGGAAUGGUCUCUGUAUCUGUUCGCUCCUCAAAAUGAGUUCCGGCUGCGUUGCCAGAAGGUCAUCACUCAUAAGAUGUUUGAUCAUAUUGUCCUGGUUUUCAUCUUCCUCAAUUGCAUCACCAUUGCACUAGAGAGACCUGACAUCCAACCUUACAGCAUGGAGCGUGUCUUCCUCAGUGUCUCCAACUACAUCUUCACUGUGAUCUUUGUAGCUGAAAUGACAGUCAAGGUGGUGGCUAUGGGGAUGUAUGUGGGUCCGGGCUCAUAUCUGCAGAGCAGCUGGAACGUUCUUGAUGGCCUGCUGGUGUUUGUGUCUAUAGUGGACAUUCUGGUGUCACUGGCUUCAUCUGGCGGAAACCGCAUCCUGGGAAUUUUACGAGUCCUGCGUCUCCUCAGAACACUGAGGCCGCUCAGGGUUAUAAGCAGAGCUCCAGGACUAAAGCUGGUGGUUGAAACGCUGAUAACGUCUCUUCGACCAAUCGGGAAUAUUGUGCUCAUCUGUUGUGCUUUCUUCAUUGUAUUUGGUAUUUUAGGAGUCCAGCUCUUUAAGGGGAAGUUUUAUCACUGUGAAGGCUUUGACACCAGAAACAUAACCAACAAGUCAGAGUGUCUGCACGCACGCUACCGCUGGGUCCGCAGGAAGUACAACUUUGACAACCUGGGCCAGGCUCUGAUGUCGCUGUUUGUCCUGUCAUCUAAGGACGGUUGGGUCAGCAUCAUGUAUGAUGGGUUAGAUGCGGUGGCUGUGGACCAGCAGCCCAUAAGGAACCAUAACCCCUGGAUGCUGCUAUACUUUAUUUCCUUCCUGCUGAUUGUCAGUUUUUUUGUGCUGAACAUGUUUGUGGGCGUGGUGGUGGAGAACUUCCACAAGUGCCGGCAGGACCAGGAGGAAGAGGAGGCCCGGCUGAGGGAGGAGAAGAGGCAGCGACGCCUGGAGAAAAGGCGCAGGAAGGCCCUUCAGAGACCGUAUUAUGCAGACUAUUCUCCUGCUCGCCUCUACAUCCACACUCUCUGCACGAACCACUACCUGGACCUCUUCAUCACCGUCAUCAUUGGCAUCAACGUCCUCACCAUGUCCAUGGAGCACUACAACCAGCCCAAGCGUCUGGAGGAAGCCCUAAAGUACUUCAACUACGGCUUUACUGUGAUCUUUGUGAUUGAGUCUGUGCUGAAACUGGUUGCCUUUGGCUUCAGGAGGUUUUUCAAAGAAAGGUGGAAUCAGCUGGACUUGGCCAUUGUUCUGCUGUCUGUUAUGGGCAUUACCCUUGAGGAGAUUGACCUGAAUGCCUCAUUACCCAUUAACCCAACCAUCAUUCGCAUCAUGAGAGUACUUCGCAUUGCCAGAGUGCUGAAGCUGCUUAAGAUGGCCACAGGAAUGAGAUCUUUGCUGGACACAGUGGUGCAAGCUCUACCCCAGGUUGGGAAUCUGGGUCUCCUCUUUAUGCUGCUUUUCUUCAUUUAUGCCGCUCUGGGAGUGGAGCUCUUCGGAAAACUCGAAUGCUCAGAAGAGAAUCCAUGUGAAGGUUUAAGCAGACACGCCACAUUCGAGAACUUUGGCAUGGCAUUUCUUACCUUGUUCAGAGUGUCUACUGGAGACAACUGGAAUGGAAUCAUGAAGGACACUCUGCGGGAGUGUAAGAGUGGAGACCGCUGUUUGAGCUACCUGCCACUGGUGUCCCCGCUGUACUUUGUGACAUUCGUUCUGGUGGCUCAGUUUGUGCUGGUGAACGUGGUGGUGGCCGUUCUCAUGAAGCAUCUGGAGGAGAGCAACAAGGAGGCCUUAGAGGAGGCAGAGAUGGAGGCAGCUCUGCAGCUGGAGCUGCAGGCAAACCGACGACAGAGCAAUGCCUCUAUGGGCGGAGUUUCUGGGCUGGAGAAUAAAGCCGUGGGCCCGGCACCUGAGCAGCAUGAAGACCCUCAGAAUGGCAACCUGCUCUCAGUGGGGAAGCCUUCCAUAUCAAGGAUGCUGUCUUUGCCAAAUGACAGUUACAUGUUUUACCCCAUUAAAUCUGGACACAGGCCUACUGAUCAGCCCAUCUCCAAGCAGCAGUCCGUUGAUUGGAAUACACUAGCAGGUUCUUCUCUUUCAGUCAGUUCUCAGCCAUGUGAAUGGGGAUCCCUGCUGCAGGCUCCAGUGGCAGUGCCACAGACACCCUCCGUCACCCACUUACAAUCCCGACCACAGCAGCACCCACAAAGAAACAGUACCCUCAGGAUGCUUCAAAGACAGGAGGCAAUCAAGAGCGAUUCUGUUGAUUCAGCUCACCCCGGCUCCCGAGACAACCUGCUUUUGCAUUGCUCCGACGACAUUUUGCACCUCAAAGUACCCAGCGUUCCUCUGACCGGAGGCUCCGCCCCCUGCACCCCUCAAGCCACGCCCCCUCUUCUCCCUCGCAGCCGAACAGCCAGCGUGCAGACAAGAAGGCAUGUGUACAGCCAGCGGAGCAUUCCCUCCCGCAAGCCUGCACUCACCCAGCCAACACACACACUAACUAUUACAGACAAACAUCCUCGUGCACAUCUGCCUAACACGGACGAGGUGGACGAGGAGGUUCAGCAAAUCAUAUGCUCCAGCCAAAGGAGAGACUCCUCCCAGCAGCUUAGACGUAGCCACACGUUAUCCCCUUACGUUGCUGCCCCAUCGUGUUCCGCUAGCCAAUCACAGAGCUCGGAGCAAAGUGAGGGUCCCCGGGGUUGCCACCUGCGGAAGUACUACAGCAUGGAUGUACAUGGCUUUCUCACUCAGCCGGUCGGCUGCCCCCGCCGCCACUCCACACACGGGGAGGAGCUACAGCAGGAGCAAAGCAGGUCGUCCUGUCAAACUCGAGGCAGAUCAGUAUCCCCGGUGCCCAGGAAGGAGAAAAUGAGUCCGCCUUGCAUUUCUAUAGACCCGCCCACUGACUCCACUGAGAUCCAGUCUUCAGUGUCCAGUCAGGAGAGCAGCACAGUCCUGAGGAGGCGGGCGCCGUCGUUCGAGUCAGCCCUCACACUGAUCACCUUGGAACCUCAGGAUCGUCCUGAAUCUCCGCCCAUCACAAAAUCACCCCCUGUGCAACUAGAACCUCAUCCCGAGCCCCACUCCAAGCCUUGUUUGCCAGGCCGUCUGCCCCUCCCCCAGUUUUCCUUCGACCAGUCGGACGUCAGCUCCCUGAGCAGUCUGUCGGAACUGCUGUCAGACAGUGACCAGUCCUCGCACUCCUUCCCUCUUGAGGCCCAAUCAGAGAGCGCGGGGUCUGUCGGGAGCGCCGCGGCUCGUAGUUCGUUCAGGAAGAAGGGGCUGGUCAGAAUGGGUAGCUCUAGGGAUUGCGCAGACCCUGAUUCUGUUGCCUGAGCAACCAAAAACGUAAGGCAUCGACAGUGCAGUGCACCCAUCAGGUAGGAAUCUUCAAAGCAGGAAAGUGAGGUCAAGUCAUGAGUUAUGCAAUGAAUUUCCAGCAGAACUGACUGAAAUCCUUCCUAAUCAUAUUGAUUAGGAGUAUCGGGAGUAGUAAUAUUGAUCUAAAAACUGAUUUGUCAGUGAUGUUUCAGCCUCUUGAAGCUCACAAACUGAUGCAGGAGAUCAUCAAACUCUUGUGAUAUUUAAUAGCAACCCUUAAAUCAUUUCUAUAUAUUUUAGUUACUGUUAGAGCCCUAUAUUAUGGUUAACAUGGUUGUUCUAGAACCCUGUCCUGAAACUAAGGCGAAUGCUAGCUUAGUUUAUGGUAUUAAAACCUGAACUAUGAACUAUGAUGUGUGUGUUUCAGUGUCUAAGAAAGAUGUAUGCUUCUUAUUUUUUCUUUACAGUUUGUUCAGAGGGAGGGGAGCUGCUGACAUGUUUUCAUGGUUUUCAUGAAACUAUGAUGAACAGGUCUAAACACACACUGCAUGGCAGCAAUAUCAGGACUGUGCCACAGAGUGGGUGAAAUAUAUAGUGAAGUAAUAUAUUUAUUGGAUGCAGGGAUUGGCCUGUUGUAUUUUUAUAAAAAGGUCAGAGUUUUGCACAUGAAAUCAGAAAGUCGUUUUGACUAUUUGAACAUCUUAAUUAGAGCAAACUUCUGAUUUCUGUUCAUGGUGCCUGGAGAACCGCGAGGUUCCCAGUGCUGUGAUGAAGCAUGCGAAUGCUGGUUUAAAUGCUAAUUCAGUUACCGCUUCGAUGAACACUUCUGCCAGUCAAGGAGUAAAACGUGGGGUGCAGAAUCCCAUUCAACCUUAUUUUGGCACUUUUUUGGAUGCAUCCCAAAGCCAUCCUAGUUGCUGUUACAUUGUUCCACUGUUUUUUACAUGAUGUACAUGAUGAGAGAGCACUGUUGUCCUCUUAAUACAGUCACUUUUACCACUCAGAUGAAAGUGUACAUACACGUUUGGGUGAAGUUAUGAAACAUUUCUUCAGCAACCACAAUCAUAGUUUUUAACCACACUCUGUAAUUUAUAGUGUUCUUGUUUACAUAAGAUUUGUUGUGUAAAUCAUAUAUUCUUAACUUAUUUUGGGGCUCACUCUUUCUCCAUUGUCAGUUAUGUAAGUGUCACACAAAAACCUUGCAUCUCCAAAAUAGAAGCUUGACAGGAAAAAGAAAGUAAGUUCAAGAAGAUUUCAUUAAUUUUAGCAUUUUGAAGCAUUUGAUUAACUGAUUCACUAUUCACAAUAUAGUAAACUGACUUAAGUAAAAGUAAAAUAUUUUGUAGACUAUGUUUCUAAACAGUUUCUCAAUAAAAAAAACAUUGGUAUGUCACAAUUAUAUUCUGUCACAUAAACAAAACAAACAUGACUACUAUAUGAAAUGUUGGACAGUUGGAUGCCCUAUUACUCAUUUUAGAAAAUGUUAGGUGUGAUCAUGUUUACAGGAGAAAAAAUUUUCAUUUGUGCUGUCCAUGCUUAUCUACAGUCAUUAGGUUGACAUUCGACAUUUCAAACAAAGCUAUAGUAAAUCUAACUUUCACAGAUUCACAGAUUCAUCAGUAAAUAUACAGGGAUUGGACAAUGAAACUGAAACACCUAUCAUUUUAGUGUGGGAGGAUUCAUGGCUAAAUUGGAGCAACCUGGUGGUCAAUCCUCAUUAAUUGCGCAUUUCACCAGUAAGAGCAGAGUGUGAAGGUUUAAUUAGCAGGGUAAGAGCACAGUUUUACUCAACAUAUUGCAAUGCACACAACAUUAUGGGUGACAUACCAGAGUUCAAAAGAGGACAAAUUGUUGGUGCACGUCUUGCUGCACAUCUGUGACCAAGACAGCAAGUCUUUGUGAUGCAUCAGGAGCCACGGUAUCCAGGGUAAUGUCAGCAUACCACCAAGAAGGACCAACCACAUCCAACAGGAUUAACUGUGGAUGCAAGAGGAAGCUGUCUGAAAGGGAUGUUCGGGGGCUAACCCGGAUUGCCCAAAUCACGUCAGAAUUCAAUGUGCACCUCAACUCUCCUGUUUCCACCAGAACUGUCCAUCAGGACAGUAAAUUACUGUGGUCUAAAACCAGGUUUCUGUUUCAUUUUCCAGCCCCUGUACAUAUACAAGUAAUGUAAAAUUAUACAUAGUAAAGGAAACAAGGAGAUACAAGGUUUUUGCAGCACAGUCACAUGAUAUGGUUUCAUAUCCCAUUGUUUACAAAGCAAUCAGAAGCUUCAAAAUGUUUUAUUUGAAUAGUGGUAAAUGGUGGUAAAUCUAAUAUGAACGAAAUGCCUCCAACUCCAUUCCUUCAGCUUUAAUCUAGUGGCAGGGUCUUCACUUAGUUUCAAAAUCAAAGUUGCGUACCUUUAAUCUGAGUGUGCUGACGUGUACUUUGCACCAUCAUUUUAAUGUGUUGAUUGCUGUCAUGUCCUGCGGUUGAAAGAGAAAGACAUGGAAACUCAAGGGCUUUUAAACACAAAUCAGUAUGUUGUAAGUUGUGUAUGAUGAGUCAAUCACCUUCAUUCAGAGCAUUUUCCAGCUGUGUUUUUCUUUAAAAAAAUGUAAAAGAUGAAAGAAGUGUCUGAUGAAGUCCUGAGGCAAGGCUGUGUUCUCAGUGUUCGUAUUGUCGGAGCGAUAUGCAGCGGUUUGACCCAGAGAGGUGCCUUUGGACUGUUUUACAACGUGAUUUCAGGGCAAGAGCGGACACUGAUUGUUUUAUUCAGGUCACUGAAAAUGAUGGUGGACGUCAAAUGACUGUUUUUUAAAGCCAAUAAAUUUGAUCUGAAGAGCAUGAAACAGUCAACUAAUUUUCUGUCUCGGUCAGAUCUGUCUCUGUAUUUAAACAAAACACUGAGAGAAAAGGUACAAAGGUAUCAGGACACUUCUUUAAGAGUGUUAAUCAAAGAUA
Molecule: messenger RNA, 10002 nt
Organism: Astyanax mexicanus (Mexican tetra)
Lineage: Eukaryota; Metazoa; Chordata; Actinopteri; Characiformes; Acestrorhamphidae
Gene: cacna1hb
Product: calcium channel, voltage-dependent, T type, alpha 1H subunit b
Exons: 35
Coding region: 292-7071 (2259 amino acids)
Biological process (GO): calcium ion transmembrane transport; neuronal action potential; membrane depolarization during action potential
Cellular component (GO): neuron projection; voltage-gated sodium channel complex; voltage-gated calcium channel complex
Molecular function (GO): voltage-gated sodium channel activity; low voltage-gated calcium channel activity
Source: RefSeq, a predicted model, not a curated record